Leopardus geoffroyi (Geoffroy's cat) is the source of this 927-nucleotide messenger RNA. RefSeq names its product transport and Golgi organization protein 1 homolog. Bases 79 to 528 code for a protein of 149 amino acids. NCBI's taxonomy places the organism in Eukaryota, Metazoa, Chordata, Mammalia, Carnivora, Felidae. The record is from RefSeq and is a predicted model, not a curated record. Gene Ontology annotation, cellular component: endoplasmic reticulum membrane; endoplasmic reticulum exit site. The transcript is spliced from 7 exons. Gene Ontology annotation, biological process: protein secretion; vesicle cargo loading; endoplasmic reticulum to Golgi vesicle-mediated transport.
GAAGCUGAAAAUGACACAGUGUGAACUGGCAGCAAAGAAGAAUCCGCUGGCAGCUGCAGGGAAAAUGGGAAAAUAGCUAUGAAAGAAAUAAACAAGUACAAGCAACAAAAUGGACAAAGACAAGAACGGCUGCAGCAGGCAGAACUCACCUUCAGACACCAGAUCGCAGUUCAUGAGAAGAACGCUCAGGACAACUGGAUCAAACCUCGGAUCUGGGAGAGGGAAAUGGCAGAGCAGAGCCAGGAGGUCGCCCGCUUGAAACACAGACUGAAUGUGAUGGAAGGAAAGAGGCUGCUUGAGGGAUACAGGAGGCCGAAACCAAUGCCUGGAAGUUCAGAGAUGCAGAACCCUCCGAGGAGAGGUAAGGAGCACGUGGUGAUGUGCAGCAGCCUAAUUUCUGUGGCAAAGCCUUUUCCUGUGGGUGAUCAUCGUGUGUCCUGGACAGAACCACAAUUACUACCUAAGGAUAGCAGGGUCCUUAGUGGAUCCAGAAACUGGUGCAACCUCUGUGAGUUACAGCAGCUCUGACUGUACAAAGAAUGCAGACAAGGGCAAGGACUUAAUUACUCUGUGUCCUGUAGUAUGCUUAAAAUCAGAAUUCCCUAUGAAUUAAGAUGAACACAUCUGAGCUUUGGAGACAUUCACCACAAGUCCCUUGUUCCUCACAGAAGACUCCUAUCCCCUGCAAGAUCCCAGGCAUCCUCCACUCCCCAGAGGUCUCAGAGGCCUUUGACAACACUUCAAGAGGGAAGACUCUUUUCAGGGAGAGCAGAGGAGACAAAGUGAGGGUCUGGCUGCAGAACUUUUCGCCAGGAGUGGCUGUGAUUCCACGAGCAGAAUAUGAGCCAUUUAUUUGCACUCAACUUGUUGUGUUCCUAAUAUACCAAAAACAGAGCAUCAGGAGUCACUGCAGAGGAGGCAUGCAGG